Durusdinium trenchii is the source of this 1368-nucleotide messenger RNA. Lineage: Eukaryota; Dinophyceae; Suessiales; Symbiodiniaceae. The record is from the annotation of a GenBank genome assembly.
AUGACGCAGCCUUCAGCGUCGUCGAAGUAUUUGGCCGAGUUCAUUGGAACCUUUCUGCUGAUCUUCACUGUGGAGUGCAACGUUUUGGUGGGAUCACCUCUCUUUGCUGGCCUCUCAAUAGGCACGGUGCUCUUUGUGGUGAUCCAGGCGUUAGGAGGCAUCAGCGGUGGCAACUUCAACCCGGCUGUGUCAGUGGCCUUGGGUUGUGUCAAGAGCUUGAAUGGCCCUGGCAUGGACUGGAAGGAGGUGGGUAUCUAUUGCGCAGCGCAGAUUGCUGCUGGGGUCGCCGCUGCUGUGACCGCUGCAAUCAUGUUGGGCAAGUCCGCUUCUGUAGAAGUAAGCAAAGGCUAUACUCUUCUUUCAGCAUGCUUAUGCGAGUUCUUUUACACGUUUAUGCUAUGUUUUGUCGUCCUCAAUGUGGCAGCGGCAAAAAAGAACAAGGAUGAAAAAGGCCAAUAUUUUGCACUCGCAAUUGGUUUCUGUGUAGUGGCUGGUGCUUAUGGUGCCGGAGUGAUCUCUGGCGGUGCUUUCAACCCUGCCGUGGCAAUCGCGUUGGACAUCACCAGCGUCAGAGGAGGCUUUGGUUAUUGCUUGAUCUAUGGUGUUUUCGAGCUCCUGGGGGCAGCAGUGGCCGCCUUCCUCUUCAGCAAGGUACGACCAACGGACUUCGGGAUUCAAUUGAGUGCCGGCAGGAUCACGGAGCAGCUGCUUAGUGAGUUCUUGGGGGUCUUCAUCUUGGUUCUCACAGUCUCCUGCAACAUAUUGGGAGGAUCCGAGGCUGCUGCUUUCAGCAUAGCCUGCUCUUUGUGCGCCAUGAUCUAUGCCCUCGGGGAUAUAUCUGGGGGUCAUUUCAACCCUGCUGUCAGCUGUGCGGUCUUCUUCUCUGGCCGUGACAAUACCUUCACAGCUAAGAAGGCCGCUCUUUAUGGGGUGGUCCAAGUGCUGUCCGGGACCACUGCGGCGAUCAUUGCGGUGGGCAUGUUUGGCCGCGAAUUUGGCAGGUUUGGACCAAAAGGGUCAUAUCACCUGACACAGGCUUUGCUUGGAGAGUUGAUUUUCACAUUCUUGUUGGCCUACGUGGUCCUUUGUGUUGCCGUCUCCUCGGUGACGAAGAGCUCUCAGUUCUUUGGCUUAGCCAUUGGCUUUUGCGUGGUGGUGGGCGGCUUUGCCAUGGGCAACGUUUCAGGCGGUGCAUUGAAUCCUGCCGUUUCUGUGGGCCUCGCUCUGUCGGGCAGCGGUUUUGUCAGCAGCGUGGCCUAUGCUUUGGUGGAGCUGUUGGCCGGGCUGCUCGCUGCCACAACCUUCAAGGUCACGCACCAGGCUGAGCUGGAAACCCAAGAGGCCAAAGCGAUCACCGAAGCCCCUUGA